AUGUCCAUUAUAAUAGAGAAGCCUGAGACAGUUAAGAGAAAGGAAAAGAGAAAGAAAGAAGAGAACGGAGGUUGUGGAGGAAAAGCAGGAAGCAGUGAGGAGAGUGUCUUCUUGAGUUUAGCUGACGAUCUCCUCCUCACCCCCCAGUCGGCCACUCGACUGAUCGGACAGAGACUUGAAUUAAACUGUAGCCUAAAUAAAGAGAAAAACUGCAAACGUCCCCAGUUCUUCUGGCGGCACAGACACAUUCAUCUAAACAGCAGUGAAGAAGCGGAAAAGGAUAUUCGAGGUAAAGGACGGUUUUCAAUCAGCACUGAGUCGCUAUCGAGCUCUCUGGUCAUCACGGACUUGAAGGUUACAGAUUCUGGUUACUUCAACUGUUCUGUGCUGUGUAUGACGAUUAAAAAGGAAUUCAUAUGGAAGAGCUCACAACUGGAGAUGAGAGCUGUCCCCAAACUGGACCUCCAUUACCAGACAUCAAGUGAAAACCCCAACAUCCUCCACCUGACCUGCAGUGCUGUGGGCUUUUAUCCUCCCAAUAUAACCCUGUUUUGGGACCACUCACUUCAUGAAGUAACCCACUCCAUUCUGCCAGACAACCCCACACUCCUUCAGGAUGGCACCUACAACAUCAGCUCCAUUCUGCAUGUCAAGACUUCUCUAUGGAGCCCUGGGGAAGAAAUCGGGUGUGUGGUGAACCACAGCUCUCUGACACGGCCACUGAGGAAGAACAUCACACGAGAAGGUGAUUUACAAGAAAAUAAAAACUGGCCCUGGUAUUUUCUCCUUCUUUUUACUUUUCCACUUCUCAUUUGUGCAUUUUUGUCAGUGAAGAGGUGCAGGGCUCAUACAAAAAGAGAUGUGCCUGUGCAUUGUGCUGAAGUGAAAUUUGAAAAGGAGGAUGAGAUCUGCUAUGCUUCAAUUCAGCACACAAAACAAACAAAGCAAGAUAAGAAGAAAGAAAGAUUAUGUGCACAAAAAGCAGACCAGUUCUCACCUGCCAAGAGGAAACAGAAGUCUAGCAUGAACGAGGACACUGUGAACUAUGCCACCUUAAACUUCAGCCACGGCCGGAAAAUUUAAUUCAAUGUAAUUGCGGUGACCUGUAUUCUUAAAAAUUGUGGCCCAACAAAGCUGUAAGAUCUUAGACUCUCUGGGUUGUACGGCUGCUAGGAGAUGCUCUUUGAAAUACCAGGCAGAAACUGUGAGCAAGUACUGUAGAUAUGUAAUGUUUACAACAACUCUAAUAUUGCAUGCCUUAUUUUGAAAAAUAGGGGUACACAUACAAAUCCUGUUUGAGUUACUUCUGGCACAAAACUGAAUUACAAGCUUGAAACUAUAAAAAAGAAAAAAAAAAUACUAUAAAUACCAAAAGCACCCUUGUAUCUUCUUAAUAUGUAGAUCCACAGUGAUGCAAGUAAGGACUGUUUUGAUUUUAUUUGCAAAAAUUUAAUAUAUAGCAAUAACCCAGAUAAAUCAAAUAAUACAUGAACAUAAAGCUUUGAUUGAAUUGCCCAUUUUCACAAAUAUUCAAAUAUCAAAGUCAUUUUUUAUUAGACAAUUUCCAUAAUGCACAUCACCUCCUGGAGAACUGUACACAUCAUUCAUUUAAAAUAUAAGAGGAAAAGGUUUAAUAAGAGCAUCUUGGAAUUUAAAGUGUAUUCAAUGAAUAAUAUAAGACUGUCUGUUUAAAAUAAUUUUAAUUAGCUAAAAAAAAAAAUAUCCGGUAGCAAUAAUUAUAACCCCACUUAGCCACAAUCUAAUCAAAACCAAAAUGGUGUACCAAUCAAUUUCUACUCAUAAAAUGAAUGAGUGAACAUAAAAGGCAAGUUGCAAAAUGAAUUUCAGCUAUUCUAGGAAAAGGAAUAGGGAUGAAAUAAAAUAAAAUAAAAAUUAGCCAAGGUUGAAUGAUAAAAGACUAAGAAAC
This is a messenger RNA of Polypterus senegalus (gray bichir), 1927 nucleotides long. RefSeq names its product natural cytotoxicity triggering receptor 3 ligand 1-like. Lineage: Eukaryota; Metazoa; Chordata; Cladistia; Polypteriformes; Polypteridae. The coding region runs from base 1 to 1083 and encodes 360 amino acids. The transcript has 6 exons. The record is from RefSeq and is a predicted model, not a curated record.